Molecule: messenger RNA, 1204 nt
Organism: Podarcis muralis (Common wall lizard)
Lineage: Eukaryota; Metazoa; Chordata; Lepidosauria; Squamata; Lacertidae
Source: RefSeq, a predicted model, not a curated record
CUGAAGCAAAGGUUGCAGGAUGUCCUUGCAAACUAUGAGUUUGCUUUGCACAUUCUUUCCCCUCCCUUUUUUAAAUAAUUGUUUAAACUUUCACUUUGGCUGUGGACUUUGACACACACCUGAGGUGCAACACAAAGUAGAAAUCCCCGGUCACCUGGUUUCCAGGAAAGGGAACACCCAGUUUGUGAAAUAAGUUUUUAACAAAAGACAGCAGAGAAAAAAGUAACUCUUGUGCCCGAGGUAGCCAUGGCUGCUGGGGGUCUUGCUGAGGAUCUCUCCAGACGUCAGAGGGGAACAUGGAGCUUCUGCGAAAAACACCAGGAACCCCGGAAACUUUUCUGUAAAAACCACAAAACCGCCAUCUGUGUGAUUUGUGACAAAGCCAAGGAACACAAAAAACACAAGGUUGUUCCUCUGGAUGAAGCGCCUGAAAUAUACAAGGAUCAACUCUGCAGUCGCGAGGAGAUUUUGUGUCAAGAGAGAGAGGAGGUUCUGGCUUACGGAGCAGCCAUCUUAAAGGAAAGCCAAGACGAGCUUGAUCAAAUUGACGCUCUUGCGGAGAAUCUGGAGGCAAUGAGACAGGCAGCAUUUGGAAGUGGGGGAAAACAGACGCGGAAAAGAAGAUUCAAGGGGUUCUUCAAAUGGAAAUGGAAGAGAAGACAGCCUUCCUUGAACUGUCAGUCAUCUUAAGCUCUUGGGACGAGGACUGCUCUGGGCCUUUCAGAUCUCCAACACCUCUGCACCUCUCAAAAAGCAACCUUGCAGCUCUUCUUCUAUGGGGAGAAAUUGAAGAAGCGGAUGGAGGAGGAGGAGGAGCAGAAGCCAUUGCAGAGCUGGAAACAUCUCAAGCUGUAGGAAGGACCUAGAAACAUCAAGUGGAGUCUCACUAUUACCUUUCAGGUUAAGAAAAGAUCAGCCGGCCAGCCAAGGACAGUAAUCAUCAUAGAGGCUGUGGGGAAUGUCCUGAGCAGUCUGAAGGAAACCAUAGAUGGGAGGAGCUACUGCCUAGAAAGCGUCUCCUUUCAGGCAGUUGCGUGUCGAGACCCGCAGCCACCCCCUCGUUGGAAAUAACUCACACAAGGACACGGAUAUUAGGUUUAUGUUAUUGGGCAAAUUUUGGCCACAACUUUAUUGAAAUUACAGAAUGUGAGCAGUAUUGGCUUAGCCAUUGAUUGGACCUGACUAUAUUUGACUCCUGCUCAUU